AUGGUCGCUGGCGUUUGGUCGGAUGAUCCUUCUUUGCAGCUCAGGUUCACUACUGAAUUCAGGAAGCUAUUAAUCGUCGGUUCGGGUGUUUUGCCUCGGUUUGUUGAGUUUCUUAAGAAAGGUGAUAACCCUCAGCUUCAGUUUGAGGCAGCUUGGGUUCUAACAAACAUUGCAUCCGGAACAUCGGAUCACGUAAAGGUUUUGAUCAAUCUCAAUGUUGUUCCAAUCUUUGUCCACCUUAUUGCUUCCCCUAGAGAUGAUGUCCGUGAACAGGUUGUAUGGGCGUUGGGUAAUCUUCUCGGGGAUUCACCACAAAACCGUGAUUUUUUUCUUAGAUGUGGGGCACUGAAACCGAUUCUCAAUCAGCUAAAUGACCAUCCCAGGUUGUCCAUGUCUAGAACUGCCGCAUGGACCUUGUCAAACAUGUGUCGUGGCAAGCCUGAGCCAAUCUUUGAACAGGUGAAAGAAGCUCUUCCGGCCCUUGAACGACUAAUUCACUCGGAUGAUGAAGAAGUCUUGAAAGAUGCUUGUUGGGCUCUCUCAUACCUCUCCUCUGAUCAGACCAAUAAUGACAACGUCACGAGACUCAAGACUAUCAUCGAGUCCGGUGUUGUCCCAAGACUUGUUCAACUUCUUCUCCAUCCUUCUCCAUCUGUGAGACGUCAUGCGAUUCGCGUCCUUGGAAAUAUUAUUGCUAACGGAAAUGAUGAACAAGUCUUGAUAGAUGCUUGUUUGGCUCUCUCAGACCUCUCUGACCAGAGCAAUAUUCAAAAGGUCAUGAGACUCAAGACUAUCAUCGAGUCCGGUGCUGUCCCAAGACUUGUUCAACUUCUCCUCCAUCCUUCUCCAUCAGUGAGAGGUCCUGCCAUUCGCGUCCUUAGAAACAUUGUUGUUAAUGGAAAUGAUGAACAAACCCAGCUGGUGAUCAGUAGUGGUGCUUUACAAUGUCUUACCAAACUUCUCACUCAAGAUUACAAUAAAAGCAUACAGAAGGAAUGUUGCUUGAUGAUUUCAAACCUCACAGCUUCAGGCAACAUAGUAAACAUUCAGAAAGUAGUUGAUGCUAAUUUGAUUGCCCCCAUGAUACAUGGUGGGGAAAGGAUGCAUGAAACCAUUAUGCAAUCUCUUGGUAUGUCCGGAUACAAGCAUCAUAAAAAUCUGCCUUAG
Microthlaspi erraticum is the source of this 1167-nucleotide messenger RNA. The record is from the annotation of a GenBank genome assembly. Lineage: Eukaryota; Viridiplantae; Streptophyta; Magnoliopsida; Brassicales; Brassicaceae.